This is a messenger RNA of Puntigrus tetrazona (Sumatra barb), 850 nucleotides long. RefSeq names its product prefoldin subunit 4 (gene pfdn4). The coding region runs from base 204 to 611 and encodes 135 amino acids. Lineage: Eukaryota; Metazoa; Chordata; Actinopteri; Cypriniformes; Cyprinidae. The transcript is spliced from 4 exons. Gene Ontology annotation, biological process: protein folding. The record is from RefSeq and is a predicted model, not a curated record. Gene Ontology annotation, cellular component: prefoldin complex; cytoplasm.
AAGAAAACCGACAACCGCGAAACAAUUCGGGUCGGUUGUUAAGGUAAAACCCGCGCAUUUCUGUCUCCCUCAGACGAGAGCUUCGCAUUUCGAAAAAAGCGACAGGAGCACGCGACAGGAGCACGCGGCAAACUCACGAAUGCGCACGUGCUCCGCUCCGCCGCCGUUCGCGCGCGUGCACGCAGUCCGCGUCCCGUUCAAAGAUGGCAGCCACCAUGAAGAAAGGAGUGGCAGCUGAAGAUGUCAACGUGACUUUUGAGGACCAGCAAAAGAUCAACAAGUUCGCCAGGAAUACAAAUCGGAUGUCUGAGCUCAAAGAUGAAAUCGAGGCCAAAAAGAAAUCCUUACAGAACCUGGAGGAUGCCAGCGAUGACCUCAUGAUGUGCGAGGACGAUGCGCUGCUGAUCCCGUAUCAGAUCGGAGACGUGUUCAUCAGUCACUCUCAGGAAGAGACGCAGGAGAUGCUGGAGGCGGCGAAGGAAGCUCUGCAGGAUGAGAUCAAAGCUCUGGAGGGCCGCGUGUCGUCCAUACAGGGGGUCCUUGGAGAUUUGAAGGUUCAGUUAUACGCCAAGUUUGGAAACAAUAUCAAUCUAGAGGCAGAUGAGAGCUGAGACUUCAAACACGUGGACUUGACCUCACAGACUGUCAGUCUCCAACAGGAAGUGGUGUUUCUACUGUGACUAGAAGUUCUCGUUUGUUUACCCUGGUGAUGUUUGUUGCAUUUCACACGUCAUUAUGUUUAUGAGAGUUAUUUGAGCUGUUGCAUACAGGUGUUUUUGGGGCCGGCUGGAUAACACAUCCAGCAAGAGAGAAUGAGAGGGAAAAAUAAAAAUACUGUACAAAAAAUUUC